Molecule: messenger RNA, 1389 nt
Organism: Chroicocephalus ridibundus (black-headed gull)
Lineage: Eukaryota; Metazoa; Chordata; Aves; Charadriiformes; Laridae
Product: gamma-secretase subunit APH-1A-like
Exons: 7
Coding region: 45-842 (265 amino acids)
Biological process (GO): positive regulation of catalytic activity; Notch signaling pathway; protein processing
Cellular component (GO): gamma-secretase complex; endoplasmic reticulum; membrane
Molecular function (GO): protein-macromolecule adaptor activity
Source: RefSeq, a predicted model, not a curated record
GCCCCGGCCCCGCCCCGGCCCCGCCCCGGCCCCGCCCCGCCGCCAUGGGGGCCGCCGUCUUCUUCGGCUGCGCCGGCAUCGCCUUUGGGCCGGCGCUCGCCCUCGUCCUGCUCACGGUGGCGGCGGAGCCGCUGCGGGUCAUCGUGCUGGUGGCGGGGGCCUUUUUCUGGCUGGUGUCGCUGCUCCUGGCCUCUCUGAUCUGGUUCGUGUCAGUCCAUCUCAGCGACCGGGAGGACGCCAAGCUGCAGUACGGCCUCCUCGUCUUCGGGGCGGCCGUCUCCGUCCUGCUGCAGGAGGUGUUCAGAUUCGCCUACUUCAAGCUGCUGAAGAAAGCGGAUGAAGGCCUGGCGACCAUCAGCGAGGACGGCCGGUCCCCCAUCUCCCUCCGGCAGAUGGCUUACGUCUCGGGCCUGUCCUUCGGCAUCAUCAGCGGCGUCUUUUCUGUCAUUAACAUCCUGGCGGACUCCAUCGGGCCGGGCAUCGUCGGGAUCCACGGGGACUCGCCGUACUACUUCAUCACCUCCGCGUUCCUCACCAUGGCGCUCGUCUUGCUCCACACCUUCUGGGGGGUGAUCUUCUUCGACGCCUGCGAAAAGCGCCGCUACUGGUGCCUGGGGCUGGUGGUGGCCAGUCACCUCCUCACCUCGGGGCUGACGUUCCUGAACCCCUGGUACGAGGCCAGCCUGGUCCCCAUCUUCAUCAUCACCCUCUGCACGGGCCUCUGGGCCUUCGUCACCGCCGGGGGCUCCUUCCACAACGUCCUCAAGUGCUUCUCCUGUAAGCAGGAGGAUGACAGCAGGGUGAUGAUGUACUCAGCACUGCAGGUGCCUUUCGAGGACUGAGCGGCAGCCGUGGCCCUGCCCGUGCCACCGCCGUGCCCAAGUGCCCUCUGCUCCGCGCCGGAAGGUGACGGCGACACCAUCUCCUCCGUGGUUUGUCCCUCUGGUGCUGCCGCCCGGCCCCCCGCCCUGGCAGAGGGGGCUCCGUGCCCCAUCCCGCUCCAGAGGGGAUUCUGGGGUCCUCGUGGGCACCCCAAUAGCUUCGUUAGCAGCUUCGUUAGACUUUUUUUCUUACAAGGUAUGGCGGGGGGGGGGGGGGGGCCGGAAGGGGGCCGGGUGCCCUGUGGUGUGGCCAGGCUUGCGGGGCUCAGGGCAGGACCCCCCCAUCCCUUGCAUUUUCCCCCCUGCCCUGCCCCAGCCAUCUCUGUUCCCCCUCGGCCCCCGCAGAAGCGAGGUGAUGCUCUCGGGGUGGGGGGAGCUGGGAUGGGGGUGCUCUGCCCCACUCACCCCCUUUCUGCUCCCCCCGGGGCCCGGCUGGGGGCCCUCGUCACCCGGCCGUGCACCAAGGGUGGGGCGUGUAAAUUAUUUUUUUUGAUUCAGAGUAAAACCC